This is a messenger RNA of Mytilus trossulus (common blue mussel), 1974 nucleotides long. RefSeq lists its product as uncharacterized. Gene Ontology annotation, molecular function: catalytic activity. Lineage: Eukaryota; Metazoa; Mollusca; Bivalvia; Mytilida; Mytilidae. The record is from RefSeq and is a predicted model, not a curated record. Bases 1 to 1974 code for a protein of 657 amino acids. The transcript is spliced from 2 exons.
AUGAUCAGAGAUGGACUUAAGCUAAGAGACGUAAAAGUGGAAAAAGUGGAAAGAAAGCAAUCAAAUGGUCCCCGUCCAGUUGGAAACAACAAAUUUGAUAUAGACGGUUAUACAUUCUAUGGACAUAACAGACUGACUAAGCAUCAUAAAGCGAAGCGUGGCUCGGGUGGAGUUGGAAUAUUUGUAAAAAGUAGUAUUGAAGAGAAAUAUAAGGUUAACAUUUUAGAUAAAACCGCCAAAGGCAUUCUUUGGCUUAAAUUCGAUAAUGAACAGGAAACUUUUUGUGUAUGUGUGUGUUAUUUACCACCAAAAGGCUCAAGCCGCUCAAACGACCCUGAACAGUUUUAUGUAGAUCUUACUAAUCAGGUAUAUAUGUAUCAGAACAUUGGACAAAUGUAUAUAGUAGGUGAUUUCAACUCAAGAUGCUCAGACAUUUCAGAUUUCAUUGAAGGAGUUGAUGAUGUAACACCAAGAGAGGUGAUUGAUUAUAGUUCAAAUACGAAUGGUGAUUUAUUAAUAGAUUUCCUAGUCGACUGUAAUUUAUGCAUGCUCAAUGGAAGAAAAGGAAAACAAGAUUUUACGUGUAUAUCGAAACGAGGUAAAUCAGUGGUCGACUUCAUAAUAACAACCCAUGAAAACAUUCAUAUGUGCACUGACUUUGAUGUUAAAAUCAUGUCUGAUAUUACCAACGAAUUAGAAUUGCAAGACAUGAACCAAAUACCUGACCACUCGGUACUUACAGUUUCUAUCAAGAGAGAAUCGGCUAAUCAACAAGAUAAAACACCACUAGCGUCUUACUCCGAUAUUCAAAAACUUCCUAGUAAACCGAGAUCUCGGACCAUACCAAACGAAUUUUUAAAUGACGAUACGGUACGAGUAAAAAUAGAACAAGUCAUUCAAAACAUCGAAAAUAAUUUAACUGUGAAACAAGACGUCGAUGCUGCCUACGGUUGUUUUGUUGAACUUAUUUCUGAUGAAGUGAAAUCCAAGAUAGGUGAAAAAUCAGAAGGAGAUAACCAAUACAGGAAGGCAAAAGGAAAAUCAAGAUACAAACCAUAUUGGAACGAUAAUCUCAAAUUACUGUGGGAUAAAACCUGCGAACACGAAAAAGUAUGGCUGAAAUGGAAAGGAUGUGGUACCAAAAAGAAACGUGUGCGAGAACAAUUUCUUACAUCGAGAAAUGCGUUCGAUAAACUUUUGAGGAAAGAAAAACGAAGUUAUCAAUUGCGACAACAACAAGAGUUACUGAAUCUUUCGACAGAGAACAACACAAGAGACUUUUGGAAGAAAAUUGGUAAAUUAGGAAUAGCGAAUGACAGGCGUUCUUCAGAAGGUAAUGUGUGUAAAGAUAUUAAAACAGUAUAUGACACAUGGAAAUGCAAGUAUGAGCAUUUAUUCAAUGUAACUGAUAGUAAGUACGACGAAGACUUGCUAUGUACUGUCCAACAUCAACUAGAAAAUGAAAUAAUAAAUCUUUCAGGAAAGGAUUCAGAAAUCUUAAAUAAUGAUGUUUCGUAUGAUGACGUUGGGAAGGCUGUUUAUCGAGCAAAACUUAAUAAAGCCGGCGGGCUCGACCAAAUAUGUGCCGAAUUUCUUCGUAACAACUCGUGUGUGAAUAUUCUAUUCAAGAUCAUAAAGUUUGCAUUUGACAAUGGAGUUGUGCCUGCGACAUGGAACAACAUACUCAUUAAUCCAAUAUUAAAACCAGACAAAGAUUAUCGUGAUCCUUUAGGUUAUCGAGGGAUAGCUCUGAUGUCAAUUCCCUGUAAGAUAUAUGCAGAUAUUCUUAACACACGUUUAUCAUCCUGGUUAGAAGAAAAUAACAUCUUAGCCGAUGAACAAAACGGCUUUAGAAAAGAUCGUGGUUGCAUUGAACAUUUAUAUUCUCUAACAAGUAUUAUAACUAAUAGAAAAAUCGAAAGACUAUCAACGUUUGCUUGUUUCAUCGAUGCCAAAAAGCCUUUGAUUCUGUAA